AGACCCUAAAAUGAAGCAUAUCUCAUUGACAGCACACCCAUACCAAUGGCAAGAAUUCACUUCACCAUACUACCCCAAACCAUAUUAUGGCAGUGAUACAGACAGGCAUUGGUUGAUUAGUGCCGACGAUCCACGAGAAGUGGUACAUAUAAAGUUCCUUGAUUUUGACAUUGAGGAAACACCAAACUGUACAGCAGAUUCCAUUCAUAUAUAUGAUGGUCAUAAUGAGAAUAGUUCCCUUAUUGGAAUAUAUUGCGGUCAAGACUUCCCUGAAGUGAAAAGUUCAGGAAGAAAAAUAUAUGUUUCCUUCUAUGCUGACGAUAAAGGGGAUAAUGUGGGUUUUAAGGCACAGUAUUUAUCUGCAAAAGUAGGUUCAGAAUGUUCUGGUUUGACAGUUCUAAAAGCGAUUCGCAAUAAAAAGAAUUAUUUAAUCUCACCAGAUUAUCCCCAUUUUUAUAGCAGGUAUUCAUGAAUAAUUUUAUCACAUACAUCUAUA
This is a messenger RNA of Octopus bimaculoides (California two-spot octopus), 496 nucleotides long. RefSeq names its product cubilin. Lineage: Eukaryota; Metazoa; Mollusca; Cephalopoda; Octopoda; Octopodidae. The record is from RefSeq and is a predicted model, not a curated record.